GCCCAUUCACCCGGGGUAGGUGGCGGGAGAGAGGGGAGGGGACCGGCGCGCAUGCGCGGUGGCGGCGGCGAUGGCGGGUGGCGGCGGGAAGUCGUUCCUGGCCGAGGCGGGGUACGGCGAGCAGGAGCUGGACGCCAACUCCGCCCUCAUGGAGCUCGACAAGGGCCUGCGGUCCGGGAAGCUGGGCGAGCAGUGCGAAGCCGUGGUGCGCUUCCCGCGGCUGUUCCAGAAGUACCCCUUCCCCAUCCUCAUCAACUCCGCCUUCCUCAAGCUGGCCGACGUCUUCAGGGUCGGAAACAACUUCCUGAGGCUCUGUGUGCUCAAAGUUACUCAGCAGAGUGAGAAGCACCUAGAGAAGAUCCUCAACGUGGAUGAGUUUGUGAAGAGAGUUUUCUCAGUAAUUCAUAGCAAUGAUCCGGUUGCUCGGGCUAUUACGCUUCGGAUGUUGGGCAGCAUGGCAUCUAUUAUUCCUGAAAGGAAGAAUGCACAUCACAGUAUUCGUCAGAGUUUGGAUUCCCAUGAUAAUGUGGAAGUUGAAGCUGCUAUAUUUGCUGCUGCCAACUUUUCUGCACAAUCAAAGGAUUUUGCUGCAGGAAUAUGUAACAAAAUCAGUGAGAUGAUUCAAGGUUUAGCCACACCUGUCGACUUGAAAUUGAAGUUGAUCCCUAUUCUACAGCACAUGCACCAUGAUGCUAGCCUGGCCUCCAGCUCCCGGCAGCUGCUUCAGCAGCUGGUAACAUCAUACCCUUCUACCAAGAUGGUCAUUGUUACUCUUCACACAUUUACUCUACUUGCUGCUUCUUCUUUGGUUGACAUUCCUAAGCAGGUCCAGCUUUUGUUGCAGUACUUAAAGAAUGACCCCAGGAAGGCUGUGAAGAGGCUUGCAAUCCAAGAUUUAAAGUUGUUGGCCAACAAGACACCGCAUACGUGGACUAGAGAAAAUAUUCAGGCGCUGUGUGAAUCUGCUCUUCACACCCCUUAUGAUAGUUUGAAACUGGGCAUGCUAUCUGUUCUCUCCACGUUAUCGGGGACCAUUGCCAUUAAACAGUACUUCAGCAGUGCUCCAGGAACAGCCUCUACAACUGCAAGAUCAUUUGAUUUAGUAAAACUAGCACAGGAGUGCUGUUACCAUAAUAACCGUGGCAUUGCAGCUCAUGGAGUGAGAAUUCUGACUAAUAUAUCAGCCUCUUGUCAGGAAAAAGAUCUUCUGCCUUUGGAGCAAGAUGCAGUUUUUGGCUUAGAGUCUCUUCUUGUUCUUUGUAGUCAAGAUGGCAGUCCAGGAGCUCAAGCAACCUUAAAGAUCACCUUAACUUGCAUGGUGAAGUUGGUCAAGAGCCGUCCUCACCUGAGCCAGUCGGUGGUUGAAUCUCUGUUGACCCAGCUGCACAGUGCCCAGGAUGCUGCUAGGAUCCUCAUGUGCCACUGCUUGGCAGCUAUUGCCAUGCAGCUGACUGUCUUAGCAGAUGGGAUGCUAGGAGACCUGAUGGACCUCUACAAAGUAAUCGGACGAUCUGCCACAGAUAAAAAACAGGAACUCUUGGUUUCUCUUGCCACAGUGAUAUUUGUUUCCAGUCAGAAAGCCUUAUCUUCAGAAAUCAAAACUGUUAUCAAACAGCAGCUUGAGAACACCUCCAAUGGAUGGACAGCCUACAGGAUAGCCAGGCAGGCUUCCAGAAUGGGUAACCAUGACAUGGCCAGAGAGCUGUAUCAAAGCCUGCUGACUCAGGUGGCCUCGGAACACUUCUACUUCUGGCUGAACAGUUUGAAGGAGUUUUCCCAUGCAGAGCAGUGUCUGACAGGUUUGCAAGAGGACAACUAUAGCUCAGCGCUUUCUUGCAUUGCUGAAGCUUUAAAGUCAUAUCACAAAGGAAUAGCAUCACUGACGGCUGCUAGUACACCACUUAAUCCUCUGAGCUUUCAGUGUGGAUUCGUGAAACUCAGGAUUGACCUUCUGCAAGCUUUUUCUCAACUUAUUUGUACCUGCAACAGCCUAAAAACAAGUCCACCACCAGCUAUUGCCACAACGAUUGCUAUGACAUCAGGAAAUGAUCUCCAACGGUGUGGACGCAUCUCUAACCAGAUGAAACUAUCAAUGGAGGAGUUCCGAAACCUGGCUGCACGGUAUGGAGAUCUCUAUCAGUCAUCUUUUGAUGCAGACUCAGCAACUCUGAGGAAUGUAGAACUACAACAGCAGAGUUGCCUGUUGAUUUCGCAUGCGAUUGAAGCUCUAAUUUUGGAUCCAGAAUCUGCAAAUUUCCAGGAAUACACUUCAAAUGGAACAGCACCUGUUGAGAGCGAAUAUGAAAGAAGAAUGAUGUCUGUAUUUAAUCGUGUACUAGAAGAAGUAGAAUCCCUCAACAGGAAGUAUGCUCCUGUGUCUUACUUGCAUACAGCUUGUCUGUGCAGUGCUGUCAUUGCCUUGUUGAAGGUACCCCUUUCUUUUCAAAGGUACUUCUUUCAAAAACUACAGUCUACAAGCAUUAAGCUUGCUCUAUCCCCAUCUCCAAGGAACCCAGCAGAACCUAUUGCAGUACAGAACAAUCAGCAACUGGCCUUAAAGGUGGAAGGAGUGGUUCAGCAUGGGUCUAAACCAGGCCUUUUCCGUAAAAUCCAGUCAGUCUGUCUAAAUGUAUCUUCAGUGCUGCAGAGCAAAUCUGGACAAGACUAUAAGAUUCCCAUUGACAAUAUGAGCAAUGAAAUGGAGCAGAGGGUGGAACCACACAAUGACUACUUCAGCACUCAGUUUCUGUUAAACUUCGUGAUACUUGGCACCCAUAACAUCACAGUAGAGUCCUCUGUAAUAGAUUCAAAUGGUAUUGUUUGGAAAACGGGGCCUAAAACAACUAUUUUUGUUAAGUCUCUUGAGGAUCCAUACUCCCAGCAAGUUCGUCUUCAGCAACAGCAAGGACAACCAUCAUCACAGCAGCAACAACAAAGAACAGCAUACUCACGGUUUUAAUUCCUAGAAGUGACUUUUGUGGUCAGUGGUAUGACAGUUUUUCUUUGAUGCUUUUUUUGAAAGGUGUAUACUUUUUCUAGAAGGUUAAAUCUCAGAUGCCAAUUUGUUGUUUUUUUAGGUUGAUUGUCUACAAUAAAUUUGAACUUGACUCAGCAGAGGGAUCAAUUCAAAUUUGGAGUUGUGCUUUAAUAUUGGACCUUCUCCGUGAUCUCUUCGCUCCUGUUUACAAACCUGCUGCAGUAGCCUCCAUGAACUUUGAUAGCAGGGGCCACCAUAAGAGCUGUUUCACCAGUGCUUUCUGUACCUUUUUUUUUUUUCUUAAGCACAUGAUUUCUAAUGGUAGGCUCUCAGGACAUCAGUAAAAACUUUGGCUAGUUAAUACAGAAUUGAGUGUCAUACCAAGUUUUUGUUGUUUUGUUUUUAAUGUGAAAGAAUUGGCAGGAAUAUCCAGAGAUCUUUCUUUUGACAUUUUAAUAGCAACUCUCAGUAUUCGGCUGGUGUAUUUGUAUUAUCACGUUUCAUCAGCACUAUUUGAUGCAUGACUAUGAAAGAAAGUUGCAGUUUACUUCUCAGACCUGGUUGUUAAAAAAGAUGAAGACUGCUGUCAGGGGAGUCUUAUAAGAAGCAGGAUUUUACAGGUGGGAGCAAUAACUGUUUCUCAGAUGACAUAGCAAAGAUUACUGUGAUGUUUUUACCUUCACGUAUAUGUGUUUCAGAAGGCUUUGGUUUUGUGGUGCUUUGUUUUUUGUUUGUUCUUUAAGAGGAAAGUUAACUUGCAAGUCGUUCUUUCUUCUAACUGCUUUGUUUUUUAAAAAGGAAUUUACUAUAUAUCUAAGCUUUGUAGUUUUGUUUACUCUUUGAGUGAUUUGAUAAUCCUAAUUGUUAGUUUAACAGGAUAACGUGGGGAAAAAAAAGGGGGCCAAUACUAGAAAUUGAUUCAGAAUCAUUUUGGAACUAUGUUGACUCGUACAUAGUUUUCAUGCUUCCUUUGAAACUUAAAGGGUUGAACUCUGCCUGUGUCUGGACUCCCAGACCACAUAACAAGGAUCACAUAACAAGUCACUCACCUGGUCCUAAUAAAUAAUCUUUGCUUAUCACUGCAAGAAACUCUCCCGCUUCAACGGGGAGGAGGAAGGAUGGCAUUUCUUACAGACGUCACAACUUAUAAAUCGUUUAAUCCUUGUCAUUGGAGUAGAAAUUUCCAUUGUUUUGUAAGUGAAUUCCUGUUAUUUCUUCAAGUUGAUUUCACUGUAAAAGCUGACUAGGGCUUGCAGAUUCUUCUUGCUUUAUAUGCAGAGAGUGCAGUGAUUAAUUGUUACAUGCCUAGGUUCUUUCACAUAGCUGGAAAAAGAAUCAUUUUCACUGUGUCUUCCCUUAAUAGUUGCUUAAGAAGUCAACUUUCUUCCUCUUGGCUUGAGACUAACAGGAAAAAAAAGUUGGAAGUGAUAGUGGAAGAUUUCAUAAUACCUUAGCGAGAUCCUAAACAGAAAAGAUGAUGGGAUGCAAGAAUAGAAUGGGAAGACUACAGAACUGUUGAAAUAAUCAAGUGUCUUUCUUAAAUUUGAUUUUUAUUUUGUGCAGGAUGCAAACUACUGCUGCCCCUCAAGAUGUCUAAAGAAAGUGGUGUUUUCUGCCCCCACUUCUCUGGUUAUAUAGUUUUGUGUGCACGCAUGUAUAUAUGCGUACACGCAUACACAUGCCUGUAACUACAAAUAGCUUAUAAGGUCCAGAAGGAGAUGAUUCACCCAUUGUACAUGCAGCCUGUCAUAUUGGAGACCUGAACUAUUUGUGGCUGGUUGUUUUUUCAUUAUUGUCCCUGGUCAUUUUCUUAACCACAAAACCCUUCAUAUUGUAACACAGAACAGAGGGGGAAAAAAAGGCAAAAAGCUCCAGCCUAAAAGGUUAAACAAUUUUUCAUACUGCAUAGGGAAUGUUUGUUGCUCUGUUAUUGACUGAUGUGUUGCUGGAAACCUGUGAUGGCAGCAUUCUAAACCAGCUGAGAAACAAAAGGAAAUUCCCACAUUGGGAAGCAGACUUUUCUCAUAAGUCAUAUGCUAUUCACAGUGCAUAGCUGAACUUAUGAGAAAAGCUAGAAGAAACUUGGGCCAGGUCAAGGCUUUCCUUGGUGAGCCUUAAUUGUCUGCAAGCCAGUAAAAUUAACCUUGCUAUAAUU
This is a messenger RNA of Oxyura jamaicensis (ruddy duck), 5132 nucleotides long. It is a transcript of the gene INTS7, whose product is annotated as integrator complex subunit 7. The coding region runs from base 71 to 2959 and encodes 962 amino acids. Gene Ontology annotation, biological process: snRNA 3'-end processing. Gene Ontology annotation, cellular component: integrator complex. The transcript is spliced from 20 exons. The record is from RefSeq and is a predicted model, not a curated record. NCBI's taxonomy places the organism in Eukaryota, Metazoa, Chordata, Aves, Anseriformes, Anatidae.